AUGUAAGAUUAUCUAAACAGGAGUCCCGUUCAAAUUAAUAUAAUUCGCAGAAAAAUGAAUGUAGUAUUCCAGCUUUCCUAACCCAGACGCUUUAAAAGUUUUUGGCAUGCUAUCAAAAAAUAAAGGCCAUGGGGUAAUAUGUUUAGCAACUGUGGGGUUUUCUGCAUAUUUUUUUUAAAAAAUUAAACCCAACUUCCGAGGUGAUCAAAAUUUUCAUUUUGCGUCAGAUCUCCACAAGCCGAGAAUAGAUGCAAGUAUGCAUAUAAAAACAUUUUAAAAAUAUGAUAUUCGGACUUGGAAGCGGGCAAGAUUUUCCAAUUCAAUAUUUUACAAAAAUUGCCUAGUGGGAGGAAAGAUUUUCCAUUGCAGUCUUAUCAACAACUCAUUUAUUUUUUAAAAAAAAUCAGCGAUAUACUUUAUUUCAUAAUUGGUUGCGGGAAAGUAGCUAAUAAAGUUUUAAGAAAAAAAUUAAAAUAUGCGAAUUACAAAAUAGCAUCAAGCAGGCAGUUACACUAUACAUAAGCAUAAAUUGCCAUGCUCACGUUUGGUUGUUUUUCAUCAAAUGACCAGCGCUAGCUUAACGAGGAUUAAUUUUUUUCCUAACAAGCUUUAGCUACUAAGAUCUUAGUUUUUCCAUCACGUAAAUAAAACCUGAUGGUAUGAUUUAUAAAAAAGAUCUGGAGAAAGAGUUAGUCUCUGCUCCUCAAUGCUUCCGCCGAGUUAAAACUUCGCGCCUCCCAAUCGCAAAAUCUGCAGAACAGCACAAACUACGUCCCGGGUCUAUUUGCUGCUUGAAAUAUUAAUUGCAGGGCAGCUUGCAAAGAACACCAUCCCCUCUCUCCAUUAGAAACACACCUCUUUGUACACGGAGUAAGAAUUACGUUAGAAAGUGGAUAGACUCCCGUUGUAGGAAAGAAAUACUUGACUUGGCAAUGAGUAAACGUCAAACGUCAAAGUGCAGCAAUAUGGGAAAAUCCAAAAAUCAUCAAAGAAAUGUGAAAAAAGAACUUGUACUUUACAAAGAAGCGCCAAGUUCCCAGUCUGUAUUUCACACAUUCAGUGAUGCGGAUGAAAUCAGAGACUUCCAGAAGAGACUGCUGUCUUGGUACAAUAAAUGUAAACGAGAUUUGCCUUGGAGGCAACUGGCUGCAACUGAAACUGAUGAUGACCGACGAGCAUAUGCUGUGUGGGUAUCGGAGAUCAUGCUCCAGCAAACCCAAGUGGCUUCAGUGAUUAAUUACUACAAUCGUUGGAUGCAGAAAUGGCCAACUUUGCAGGAUUUAGCUGGAGCUUCAUUAGAGGAAGUGAAUGAACUAUGGGCAGGCCUUGGCUACUAUUCUCGAGGUAAAAGACUCCAGGAAGGUGCACAUAAGGUAAUGUCACAACUGUCAGGUCAUAUGCCAAGAACAGCAGAAGAGCUGCAAAAGCAGCUGCCAGGAGUAGGGAAGUACACUGCAGGAGCUAUUGCCUCCAUAGCAUUUGGCCAGGUGACAGGAGUGGUAGAUGGGAACGUGACUCGAGUUUUGUGUCGCACAAGAGCCAUUGGUGCUGACCCUGCCAAUUCAGCUGUUGCAGACACACUCUGGGUGUUAGCCAACACUCUGGUUGACCAGACCCAUCCUGGUGACUUUAAUCAAGCAAUGAUGGAAUUGGGUGCAACAGUGUGUACUCCCAAGACCCCAUUAUGCACGGAAUGUCCAGUGAAACAGCACUGCAGAGGUCUCCAUAAAGUGGAAAAGGAUCGGUUAAAUUCCACCAAGAGACUGUUCGGAAAACCUGCUUCUAAAAGUCUCCCUGUGCUAGAUAUGGAGGAAUGUGCUGCUGUCUCAGGAAGCUGUUCCCUCUGCCUGCCUCCUUCAGUACCAUGGGAGCCCAGCCUUGGUGUCACUAAUUUCCCAAGAAAAGCUACCAAGAAGCAGCCCAGAAUAGAACACACAGCCACAUGCGUGCUAGAGAGGAGAUGCAGUGAUGGGAAUCCAGAGUACUUUCUUGUGAGGAGGCCCACCUCAGGACUGCUAGCUGGAUUGUGGGAGUUUCCUAGCAUCCUCCUUGAACAAGGGCAGGAAAAGCAACAGAAAGUGAUUCUGGCAGAUCACCUUCUAGCCUCCCUUGGCAAUGACUUGGCACCGAGGCAACUACAGUAUGUUGGAGAGGUUCUCCAUAUCUUCUCCCACAUCCGCCAAACAUAUGUGAUCUAUUUUUUGAAUGUGGACAAAGAUGAAGAAAAUUGGCAUAGGAAUGUGGAACUGCCAGCAUUCCGAUGGGUGACCAAAACAGAAUUGCAGUUAUCAGCCAUCUCCACAGCUAUGAAAAAGGUCUUCAGAGUUUAUGAAAAAUGGAGCUGUAGAAUCAACGAUGCCCAAGCUGUGAAGAAGAAGAAACGGGACUCUCUCAGGACCAGCCAAUUAAAGCCUAAAGAACAGACUAGUUCUUCCAAGAAGCUGCUUUCUUUGCAUUCGUUUCUUAGAGCUGAUCUCAAUAGCUCAGUAUAGAAAAAACAUGAAAAGUGGACAUCUUUGCACUCCCAAUAUUCUUGUACAGUACUUUGAAAUCUGGGUCAAUCAUCUUUUGAAGGGCCUGGGAAUAGGGUCCUCUAGCCAUGAAGUGAGAUGUGUCUGCCCAGUAUGUGAGAUACUGAAACAGUGCUGUGAAACAUAUCCUGUUGUCAUUUGAUUUCCUACUCAUUUGCUAAAUGAUUAAAUAAGCACUGCUCUUAGCACUGCAUGCCCAACCCCAAUCUGAGUUGCAGCUAUAGAUAUGCCAAAGAAAGAGACCAACUACCAUUUUUUUUUUGUAAUAUGGCACAUUGAAAGAAAUAUGGCAAAAGCAGGAUAAAGUUUUUUUUUUUUAUUAGAGCCAGAUUCUUUUGGGAACAAGUAACUGAAUAAUUGCAGUUUGCCUACAUUCUACAAUUGUACUGCGUGCCAUUUUUCUGUAUGAUCAAUUAUUUUAAUGCUUGAAAUGUCUUGUUUUAUAACUGUGGUUUCUCUAAUAAAACUUUUAAUGAUUGUUUAUUAAAAAAAAACUUAGUGAGCUUCCAUUUUUAGCUGUUUCCCCAAAACGUACUAAAUUUAUGAGAGUGAAGUGUUGAAAAGUGAAUUUAUCCCCCUGAUUCUUAAAUCAAGAUAUAGUGUAUAGAGUUAAUAAGCCUUUCUGUAUUUUAAGGUGAUUUGUUUCACUUCUUCUAGCAAGGAGAAACAUAACUGUGCUAUUCAAGAACAUCCAACAGAUAGAACUAUAUUUGGACAAGAAAUAGAUUAUGGUAGAUAUUUGUGAGCAGGAAAACAUACAGGGAGAGCAGUUACCACUUCACCACCACUUUUCUAGCUGUAGCAUUCAGUAACAGCAAGUGGACGUGACAGACGCUUCAUUAAUAGAUGUAACCACUAAAUUAAUUAAACCAUGGAUACUUUUCAGUAACAGCUAAAGAAAUGAACUGAGAAAAUCUCUUCAUAUUCAAUGGAUUCUCAAGUAAGGGCUCUUCUACCAAACUACUGAGCCAACUUUGGACGUAUAUUAAUUAGCAAUAUGUUUUGAGAAUCGCAAUAUUUAUACACAGUUCUUUAUAUUAGAUAAUGAGUAAGUCGGGUUCUUUUCACUUUUUAGGAGUGUAAAUAGUACAGUAGCUACUUUCCAUCAGUAUAGAUGCUUGGAUCCAUGCUAAAGAUUCCCUGUGGUUUCCAUGUUCUGGUAUUUAAAAAGAUGUCCUGAUUCAUGAGACAGUGGCUAACAGAUACUCUUGCCUCCUGUUUGUCCAGUUAACACUACAGUUGGUGGAUGCAAGUAAGUAAGAACAGGGAGAACUGAUUUUCUUCCAGUAGUAGAGAAUAUGUAGUCCAAAGUUUGCUCUUGAUGGCUUCAGAACUUGGUUGUUUUCACUGAGACUUUUUGUUACCUAACUUGGUAAUUUUCUUCACUAAGAGUAAUGUAGCUAAGCAAUAGGGAUCUUGUACCUUUUCAGAUUUGAACUCCUUGGUCCCAAAGACUGGGGUAGGAGGUUUCUGUAGAUAGCAGUCACUUAUUCUAAUACAGAGAGCAUUUCUCUCUUCCUAGGAAAAAUAUAACAGCCAUUCCUUCAGGCCUUUGUGUUUUGUUAGGGAAAAAUCAAUUACCAGUUCAGUAGUUCAGCUAGCAAGGCAAAAACCUACAUGCUUUCAGAUGUGGUUAUUGUCACAACUUUGCUACAGUAAGGUUUCAGUUCUCAUCAAAUAAUGCAUCAGAUGGCCUCCAGCUCACUUGGAUACUUUUUAAUGCAAGCCAGCACUGAUUGCAAAAUCAAUUUUGAAAGUACACCUUUAAACCAAAUCAGUCCAUAUGCUUUGUUCUAACAUGGGCAUUAAUCCUGUGUUAACAAAUCUGAGGCAGCACUAUAUUGUUUAGCUAUAAUUUAU
Crotalus tigris (Tiger rattlesnake) is the source of this 4391-nucleotide messenger RNA. It is a transcript of the gene MUTYH, whose product is annotated as mutY DNA glycosylase. The record is from RefSeq and is a predicted model, not a curated record. Gene Ontology annotation, cellular component: nucleus. Lineage: Eukaryota; Metazoa; Chordata; Lepidosauria; Squamata; Viperidae. Gene Ontology annotation, biological process: base-excision repair; mismatch repair. The transcript has 16 exons. Gene Ontology annotation, molecular function: 4 iron, 4 sulfur cluster binding; purine-specific mismatch base pair DNA N-glycosylase activity; oxidized purine DNA binding. Bases 933 to 2492 code for a protein of 519 amino acids.